Ananas comosus (pineapple) is the source of this 2525-nucleotide messenger RNA. RefSeq names its product exocyst complex component EXO70A1-like. Gene Ontology annotation, biological process: exocytosis. Gene Ontology annotation, cellular component: exocyst. The coding region runs from base 207 to 2324 and encodes 705 amino acids. Gene Ontology annotation, molecular function: phosphatidylinositol-4,5-bisphosphate binding. The transcript has a single exon. The record is from RefSeq and is a predicted model, not a curated record. Lineage: Eukaryota; Viridiplantae; Streptophyta; Magnoliopsida; Poales; Bromeliaceae.
AUUUCAUACUUGAGGAAAUGGAGUGAAAAAAAAAGACACUUUCAGGGGAGGAGGGAGAAGAGGAAAGUUUCGAAACUCUCCCAAACAAAAUCCCCCCGACGCCAUUCCCCAAGCUUCGUCUUCUUCCUCCCCUUUCCCCCUCCCAACACCUCACCCAAACCCUAACCCUAAGCCCAAGUUUCGGAGCGGAGCAGAGCGGAGCGGCGAUGGCGGCGGCGACGCCGAGGGUGGACGGCCAGGAGAAGGUGAUUGCGGCGGCGCAGCACAUAGUGAAGAGCCUGGCCACCUCGAAGAACGCCGCCGAGGACAUGAUCCGCAUCCUCUCCGGCUUCGACAACCGCCUCUCAUCCAUCUCCGACCUCUUCCCCCCCUCCUCCUCCUCCUCCUCCUCUGGCGCCCUCGGCCCCUCCUCCUCCGACGCGGUCGUCGCCGAGGAGGACGAGGAGGAAGAAGCGUCCGUCGAGGUCGAAAGGGACGCCCAUGGAGACGACGACGCCGACGACGAGGAGGAGAUCGCGGAGGAGGAGCAUGAGGCGAUGCUCGAGGAGGCGGAGAGGGUCGUGCUCCAGUGGGAGGAUCCCUCCGACUCCGACUACUACGUCUGGGACUCGUCCUCGUCCUCGUCCUCCGCCUCCGCCGCCGCCGAGUACCUCUCCGCCGUGGACGCCCUCAUCUCCCUCGCCUCCGCCCCCUCCCCCCUCCGCGGCCGCGCCGAGAGCGCGCUCCAGAUCGCCGCCACCCGCCUCGAGGACGAGUUCCGCCGCCUCCUCCUCCGCGGCGCCCUCCCCAUCGCCUCCUCCUCCUCCGACGAACCCGCCUCCUCCUUCCGCCGCCUCUCCCUCUCCCACGACGACACCCCCACCUCCUCCCCCAGAUCCGACCCCCACCCCCACGGCGCCAAUCUCGAGGACUCCCGCGGCGGCGGCGGCGGCGGCGGCGGAGGCGGAGGCGGAGGCGGAGGUGGAGGCCGGGGAUCCCUCUCCGCCGACCACUUCUCCUCCGACCUCCUCCGCGCCGACGCCGUCGCCGACCUCGCGGAUAUCACCGGCCGCAUGAUCCGCGCCGGGUACGGCCAGGAGCUGAGCCAGAUCUACGUCGCCGUCCGCCGCGACGCCAUCGCGGAGACCCUUGCCGCCCUCGGCGUCGACAAGAUGAGCAUCGAGGAGGUCCAGAGGAUCGAGUGGGGCACCCUCGACGCCAAGAUGAAGAAGUGGAUCCAUGCCCUGAAGAUCGUCGUCCGAGUCCUACUCUCCGGCGAGCGGCAGCUCUGCGAUCAGAUCUUCGUCUCCGCCUCCGACGAGCUCAAGGAGGACUGCUUCAUGGAAGCCGCCAAGGGCUGCGUGCUGCAGCUCCUCAACUUUGGCGACGCCAUCGCCAUUAUCCCACGCUCCUCCGAGAAGCUCUUCCGAAUACUGGGAAUGUAUGAAGCCCUCUCCGACGUAGCUCCCGAUCUCGACGCCCUCUUCUCAGGUGAUGCCAGGGAGUUCAUUUCGGAGGAGGUCCAGGGGAUCCUCGCCAGGCUGGCAGAUGCGGUGAAGGGAACGAUCAAUGAGUUCGGAAAUGCCGUGCAAGGGGAACCUUCGCGGAAACCCUUGCCGGGGGGCGAGAUCCAUCCCGCCACUCGGUAUGUGAUGAACUAUAUGGGACUACUUGUAGAUUACAGUAACACACUCAAUCUUCUCCUCGACGGUGAAUCGAAUAAUGGCGAUGAGAAUAUGACUCCUUUAGGCCGAUGCGUGCUCUCACUGAUGACGUAUCUGGAAUCUAAUAUCGAGGAAAAAUCAAAACUUUACGAGGAUGGAGGGUUGCAGUAUAUAUUCUUGAUGAAUAACAAACAUUACAUUGUCCAGAAGGUCAAGGAUUCGGAGUUGAAAAUGCUGCUGGGAGAUAACUGGAUCCGUAAGCGCCGGGGGCUGAUCCGGCAGUACGCAACAAGCUAUCUCAGGGCUUCAUGGACUAAAGUUUUAUCCUAUUUAAAGGAUGAGGGUAUGGGAGGGAGUGGGGGCUCGUCAGGUGCCUCAAAGACGAUUCUAAAAGAAAGGUUUAGAAAUUUUAACUUGGCUUUUGAAGAGAUAUAUAGGGUUCAGGCAGGUUGGAAGGUUCUGGAUCCUCAGCUCCGGGAAGAGCUGAAGAUUUCGGUGUCAGAGAAGGUCAUUCCAGCCUAUCGUUCGUUUGUGGGGAGGUUUCGUGGUCACUUAGAGGGUGGGCGGCAUGCCGCAAAGUAUAUUAAGUACACUCCUGAGGAUUUGGAGAAUCAUGUGGCAGAAUUGUUUGAAGGGUUGCAGGGACUAGCAAACAAUCCGAGGCGAAAACUCAGUUCAUGAUUGGUGGGUUUUGAUCAAGGCGAGUGCCAAAUCUCUUUGAGAAUCCCACGAUAAAGUUGUAUAACUUCACUAUAAGAUUUAUAGUUUUAUGUUUUUCUUCCUUGCCCUUUAUUGCUUUUUAGUGCUCAUACAGGAGUUAUUGAUGCUUGUAUCCUUGAUCCAUCUUUUAUAGUCAGAUUCCUCAGUGCAUUCUAGUUUGUC